Molecule: messenger RNA, 5056 nt
Organism: Geodia barretti
Lineage: Eukaryota; Metazoa; Porifera; Demospongiae; Tetractinellida; Geodiidae
Source: the annotation of a GenBank genome assembly
CGCUUUUCGGCGUCCGUCCGUCCGUUUUCUCCUUUCCCGGCGGUUUUAAAGCGCAGCAGGCGUUGCGAAGCGGAUCAGUAGGGGGGAAUGGACAUAAUGAUAGGAGAGUUAGCGGCCAGCGCUGCAGUGACGCAGUCGUUGACUCCGGCACAAAUCGGCUCCCUGCUAGUGUCACAAGAUAGCGACCAGGACCUGCUCGGAGGAGCCGCGGCCAAGAAGGAGCGGGAGAUCAUAGAGAGCAACCGAGUCAAGCUGGCCAACUACAUCCACGACGUCACGACGCUGUUCCCGCUUCUGCGACAGGAGGGCAUUUUCAGCCGCGACGACGUUGAAAUCAUCGAGGCGCCCGUCACCACCACCGCCAAAGUCGACAAGUUCCUGGAUGUCCUUCUCAGGAAAGGUCCAAAGGCCAUUGGAGUGUUCCAUGAAGCCCUCAGCUCACACUAUCGCCACCUCUUCAACUACCUCGCCCAGCUCUUCACUCAGGCUGGCCUCAACCUUCCCUCCAGCAGACAAAUGAAAGAUGAGGGGGACGAUGUGGAUAAAGAAGUAGGUCCUAAAGACAAUGAACGCAGUCGUUCAAACAGCACGUAUCGGAGCGGGUCUAGGAGUGUGACGAUAAGGAAGAGACUGGAGGUCAUGAGUCGGCAGUGUGAGAUGAUAGAGAAUGACAAAUUCAGCCUGCAAAAAGCCCUCAGCGACCGAGAACAUGAGAUCAGCUCACUACUCAGUACAAAGGAGCACGUGCAGAUCAAGUACCAGGAGCUCCUCUCUCAAUUGGCUCACUGGAGAGCUGCCCUGGAAUCUGAUGAUGCAGUCCAACAAUGGAUGGUGGAGAGAGAGAACAUUCAACGAGAGUACGACCAGAUCGAGCAGGACUACAACCUCCAGUGCUCCGAGCUGAACGCAGCACGAGAGAGAAUCAGCCUUCUUCUCCAGCAGCUCGAGAGAAGCGAGAAGAUUGUGGCCAUCACUCAGGAGAACUGCCAGAAAGAGAAAGACACCUACAAACACAGAAUUUCGGUACUUGAAGGAGAGGUGAAGCGACUGCUGGACAAACUGGACCACGUAGUCACCGGACCUCUCAGCAGUGACGGGAGGACCAACGACGAGUGUCCUCAAGUACGCUGCGAUAAGCUACAGCGUGAACUGGACCAGGCUAGAGACCAGAUGUCCACUCUGAACGAUCGACUCGACGUGCUGCAGAGAGAAAAAACGCUGGCGUACGACGAACGAGACGAGAUUGUCAAGAAGCAAUAUGUGGAGAAUGUGAAAAGAAAAAAUGCCGAGAAAGAGAUAAAGCAGCUGAGGAUUCAAAUCGAAUCGCUAUCCAACUGCUCAGAUACACUCUACUCGCCGCAGACGCCGCACAAGACCUACCCCAUAGUGGGCGGAGCUGGAACGAUGGCCACGCCUCCCUACCCCGCCCGUCAUGCCAGCUGUCCUGGGGAAGACAUGAUGGCCCACCGACCGGGGUUAACAGGCGGGGGGAUUGGAGGUGGGAUGACCACAAAGGUGGAGAAUCUCGAAGUCUUUAUGCCGGCACCGGGAUUUGAUGCUGAUCUGGGUAUGAAACUGGAGCAGGGAGUGGUGGUGAGAGAGUUAAAAGAAGGCAGUCAGCCUCACAAACACGGUGUGAGACUUGGAGACGAAAUCUGCCAGGUGAACAAGUUCACACUGUUCGGAGAUAACCCUCUGGAUUUUUUCAAUCGUCUCUUGAAGAACGCCACAGAGCCUGUCGCACUUAUGCUAAGACGCCAGAGUCCAUAUUAUGUUGGCCCUAUAUACAGUCUGUCAUAUCUGAGGUUUCACCAAUCCCAGUACAAGUAUCAGAUACCAGGUCGUCCAUAUAACACUCUUCCAGUCGCGUCACCCAGAGGAGGCAGCCGCCCCAUCUCUCCUUGCUUCCCAUCUCUCCCUCUGCACCCUCCUACCAGCUCCGUCUCCAUCUUCCCGCUGAGCCCCCAGCUGGGAGCUGCCUCGGCGUCCCGCAGGUACCCGGCCUUUCAGUCUCCUCCCGCCACCGGAGUAGCCAGCAGUCCUGUAUCCGGUCCUACUACUCUCGUCGACGCUCCCAUGGACGGGAGAAAGGCCAGGGUGAGCACUGAUGGGACAUCUAACUCAACCCAUUCGACUAAUAAGGACUCAUCUUGCAGUAGUUCCAGUGAUGAGGACGGGGGAAGAGAAGGGAGGAGAAAAAGACCUGUCAUCAUCCCUCAGCAGAAAACCAACAACAGGUUCUCCAGUGCCUCUGAACAGGACGGCAUCGUCACCAGCCCCACCGAGAGAACGUCUGUCUGGAGAUACAAGAGGAUGACGAAAAUAUCGACCAUUGACUCUGGAUUUGAGUUCCCGUUCACGGAGGACGGCCAGCAACUGGAUGGCCCGGACAUUCUCCUGCACUCCAGCGAGUGGGACGUGGUGGAGUCACCGGAGAUGGUGGAGGAGGCGAGGAGGGAGGAGGAGGGGAGAGAGGCCGCUGGUGGGGAGAAGGCCUUUCGGGGCAGGAAGGGGGCCGUCGCAAAUGAACGGUCUUCUGGACCACGCAGGAAAAAGGGAGUUUAUCACAAGAAACCCAACAUUUCGAAAUCCCUCGACGACCUAAACGAGACGACAAAGCAUGGACCUGCCAGAGAUUCUCGUGACGGAGAACGAACGGUAAUCAUCACCAAACAAGAAUUCCUGACAGAAAUCAAGCUGAUUGGUGGGCGGGGCUAUGGAGUGUUCAUAGAAACUGACUCCAGGAAGCACACAGUUGAGACCGGAGACAAGAUUAUGGAGAUAGGAGAGAGAGUCACAAACGGUCUCACACGAGCGGAGGUGUUUGAACUUCUGGACUCCGGUUUUCUGAGGAAUGACUCUGUGAGACUGACGGUGUUCUACGAUGCCAAAGCACUGUCUCAGCUUCCACCUCAUGCCAAAGACAACUUCUACGUCAGAUGCAUUCAACCCUAUCGUCCAACUCAUUCCAUCCUCGCCAAGAACUAUGACCUAGCCUUUGAGAAGGGCGACGUUCUUCACAUCACCAACACACUACCCACAGGUCACGCGGGUUGCUGGACGGCGGAGAAGAUGGGGAGCAAGGGUGAGAUCCAGGGGGCCGGGCUGGUUCCCAUAUCUCUGAAUCCAGACUCGGGGGACGACAGAAUCAGGAACGGAAGCCCAAAGACUUUGCCGAAGUAUAACAACAAAGCAAGCAAUGUUGACGGCACGUUGAAAUCACUCGCUACCUCACUUUUCUCCAAGGCUCUGCAGCUCUACUGUCCCGUGUGCCAGGUUACUGUGAAGUACCCUCGACCAGUUCUGUUGCUGGGGAUACUGCAAAAGGACUUUCGCAAACACAUCGUCAGUAACUCCUCUUCUCAAGACGACAUAAAAUUCUGCUUCUCCAUUCCAGAAGAAGCCGGGAAGGUCCACUGUCCCGAAGAUGAGAUUGUGGAAAGAUUGACAGAGAACGGCAAGACAAUGAUCACUACCACUUCACACAUCAAAGACCUCGGCAGAGAAGGCUAUCACUGUGUGCUGUGUAAUGACGCAGACAGUCUACAUCUGCCCGGUCUCCAGAGUCUGACACCAAUUGUUCUUUACCUUCAGACCUCGGCCGUCCGCGUCGUAAACAAAAUCAGGCAGAGGCUGCCACAUGAUGGGGAGUUCAGUGCCCAGGAAGAGAUUGACUAUGCAGAAGGCUUGAAGAGAUACCUACAAUACUUCACAGGUCAAAUUGACCUCCAAGUGUCGAUGGUUGAUGUCGUGAAAGAAAUCAAAGCAACAGUUGCCCGUCAGCAGAAAUCCGCCAUAUGGGAAAACGAGAUUUGAGAGAUUUAAUAUUUUUAAUCAUCAGGAAGAUUCACAAAGACAUUGAAAGUAGCCAUAUAGGUGGAUAUUUUUUAAACUUCAUAAUAGCUUUGCAGACUUUGGACUUUUUAAUCCAUGUUUGUAUGUAGUUGCAAAGACAUGUGUCAGUUCAUGUAUAAAGCAAUUUUGAUACUAAAGUAAUGCACACAUAGGUGACGGUGGAUGUUAACAAUGUACCAGAGAUAUACACAGUCACCAUGAUAUAAUUAUACACAAAUCACUAAAGAUUUAGAGCAAAGUAUUAACUUGAGGCUAUAUAUUAGUUUUUCACUAAUGGAGGUAGCUGACAUCGUGCGACGUGAGAUUGGAACUCCGCCUCCCCUAGUGUCAGGAAUACAGUGGAACACUGCGGACACUUUCGCUCCGUUUCACACGCAAACCUAACUCGCGACACUAUCACAGCCUCCGGUUGAUUGGGGGGCGGCGGUUGCGAAAUACGAGAGCGAGGGGAAUUUUGCGACCCCCGCGAGUUACGUUUCAGUUCACUGCCAUCAGAUGAUUUGGCGGGAAAAUUCUGUGUGCACGUGGUGUGGUCCUUAGUAGUUCCGUGGUUAGAGUUCCAUUGUGUGAGUUGUUGCAGCUGCUUGUGUAUCCCACGGGAACGGCGGCUUUUUUUGUGCCAUGGGAGUGUCAUCGAUAAAUAUCGGUGCUUGUUUACGGCCCUGGCCUUGGCGGUUGUCGUGGUAACAGUGGGAGUUUCCCACUCCGUUGAGGUCGUCCUCUUUGGCCAGCGACUCAACAAGAACACCUGAUUGGUUGGUGGCCGCUUCGUUUAACAGGGAGCCUUCACAGCUACUGAGAUUACUGGAGUGCUGCAUUUGGAGCUUGUUCUGUAGUGUCUCAAGUUUCUGGACCAGAGCUUCAAUCUGGGCUUUGUCUCUUUCGGCCUUCUCUCUCAGCUGUCUGUUCUCGCUGCUCAGGGCCGUCAGCUCCUUUACCGUAGGCAUCUUGCUCGUAGCCUGGACUCUGAGGUUGGCAACUCUGUCCCUCAGUUCCUCGAUCUCGUCCCUGUCCUCCUCCCUCCCACUCCUCUCCUCCACCAGCUCCGCCUUCAAACGCUCGUUCUCCCUCACGGCCGCAUCUCUCUCUUGCUUCAACUGAACAAUAAGUAACAAUUAAUUUUACCGUACCACUGACACCAAAAUUGUACAUCGUAAUUUGUGAAUAAAACUGGAUUUAAGUGUGUCAGUGUGGCUGCUCA